Plasmodium fragile is the source of this 1125-nucleotide messenger RNA. RefSeq lists its product as uncharacterized. The record is from RefSeq and is a predicted model, not a curated record. The transcript is spliced from 5 exons. Gene Ontology annotation, biological process: CDP biosynthetic process; UDP biosynthetic process. The coding region runs from base 1 to 1125 and encodes 374 amino acids. Gene Ontology annotation, cellular component: nucleus; cytoplasm. Gene Ontology annotation, molecular function: ATP binding; UMP kinase activity. Lineage: Eukaryota; Apicomplexa; Aconoidasida; Haemosporida; Plasmodiidae.
AUGAAAUACAAAAGCAUUUACACAGGAGUGUUCUUCUCCAUUGUAGCUGAAUUUUCGAAAAACCUGGUUGGCGGUUUUAUGUACCUAAAGAGUGAAAAGGCGACCUACCUAAGUGUCACUACAAUAAAUGCUUUUUGCCACAGGGGGGGCGGAGCAAGAAGGCAUUUUAAAAUUGCACACGAAAAACGCACAGUGUCCAACGGGCUCUACAAAUUUAGACUGUUGGGGGGAAGAAGAACACACUUUCACAGAGAUAGAAAACUUGAGGAGAAAUUCUUUGCCAGCAAUUUCUUUGCUAUGGGUAAAGACCAACCCUUUGUGAUAUUCAUGCUGGGAGGGCCAGGCAGCGGAAAGGGAACGCAGUGCAAAUUGAUUCAAGACAAAUUUGAUUUUGUUCACAUCAGCGCGGGUGACUGCUUGAGGGAGUACCUAAUAAAAUGCGAGAAGGGCGAAGUGGACACGAAGCACCAAGCUGUCGUCGAGGAUUGCAUAAAUAAUGGAAAAAUAGUGCCCGUGCAAAUAACCCUAGAACUGAUGAAAAUCAAAAUGGAGAACGAAAUUGAAAAGAGGAAAAAGCAGGAAAAGGAGCAGGAAAUAAAAAUAGGCGAACUGACAAAGCUGCAGAAACAAGAGGAAAAAAAAAGCUUCUCAUUUGACAUAUUCGAUGACAGCAUUAAAUUAAAAAACGACAACCUUGAUUUGUAUUACGACAAAUUGAAAUACGAAAAUGGCAUACACGAAAAUAAACAAGUGCAGGAAAUUUUGCAAAAAAAUAAAUUCGAUCAAAAGGCAAAAUACAAAUUUAUAAUUGAUGGGUUUCCAAGAAAUUACGAUAAUUUUGAUGGCUGGAUGAACGUAAUAGGAAAUUAUGCCUACGUGCACUUGUGCCUGUUCCUUUAUUGUGACGAGGACACCAUGAUUAAGCGGUGCAUGAACCGGGGCCUUAUGUGUGGUAGAGUAGACGAUAACAUGGACACCCUGCGCAAGCGCUUCGAGACACACAAAAACGGCUGCAUGCCAAUCAUCAAUAUUUUUUUAAAUGAACACAAAUGCAUCUUUAUCAACGCAAAUAAAAACAUCGAAGACGUUUGGAACGACGUACAGUACGUGUUCACAAAUAUGUAG